Messenger RNA from Lactuca virosa, 753 nucleotides. The record is from the annotation of a GenBank genome assembly. Lineage: Eukaryota; Viridiplantae; Streptophyta; Magnoliopsida; Asterales; Asteraceae.
AUGAAAUACAAUGAACUUUCCCAUUUCAGCCAUCCUCAACAUCAGCUCAAACCAGGCUACACCGAGAUCCCUUUCAAGUGUGAUGGAUGCAAGGAAGUUGGUAUAGGUUCCAACUACAAAUGCACAACAUGCAACUACGACUUGCAUGUGCACUGUGCCCUCCCAUCCCCUUCCAUCACCCACCCUUUCUACACUAAGUGUUCGUUCCAGUUCCUGAUCCGUCCACCGGGUCCUAUAGCUAGAUACUGCAAUGCAUGUGAGAAAGCAGUGUCAGGGUUUGUUUACCACUGUAAGUUGUGCGGGUUCGACCUCCAUCCAUGUUGUGCCAAGCUUCCAACUAUGUUGGAUGAUGGGGAGGUGAAACUCUACCUUUAUAGAAAGGUAGGGUCUGCCUGCCACAAAUGUGGCAGGAAAGGACGAAGUUGGAGUUAUAGGUCAACGUGCAAGAAGUACAACUUGCACGUGGCGUGUGUAAAAGAGAUGUUGGUGGAGAGUUGGCAUGAGAUAUAUUUUGGUAGGGGUGGGGUGAAGGGUAAUAGUGGUGAUUUGUAUGGACAAAAUGGGAAAUUUGAGACAAGAAUUCCAAGUUUGAAGGGUACAUUAGAAAGUUAUCAUCAGAAUCACCAAAGCAAAGGGAAAGUGAAGAAGUGUUGUGAAAUGGCUGGUUUGGCUAUGCAAUUUGUGAUAUCAGCGGUACUCGGUGAUCCCACCACUCUAAUUGCUGGCGUUGUUGGUUCUUUAAUGUCCAAAUAA